AUGGAUGUCCCUGGAGCUGCUGCCCCUCCAACUGUCAGGGUAACAGUGAAGACCCCCCAGCAGAAGGAGGAGUUUGCGGUGCCUGUUAACAGAUGCAUCAGGGAAUUCAGAGGAGAGGUGUCUGUGCGUUUCUCAUCUCCCAUCAGCCAGCUUGUGCUGGUCUUCGCUGGCAGGAUUUUGAAGGAUCACAAGACCCUUAGUGAGUAUGGUAUCCAUGAUGAAGCCACCGUCUACCUGGUUGUCCAUUCACAAAGGGGAUCCCAGGACCAUCUUGGCCGGCAAACAAGCUCUUCCCAGGGGGCUUUCAAGAUUCCAGCAGAGAGAAUUGGCAUCUCUGGGCCAGAGACCAGGAGCAGCUCAGCCUUCAAUGCACAGGACCUUCAGGGACUUCUAAACAGCAUCGGCUUGAACACAGUACACUUGCCUGAGUUUCAGAGUCAGCUGUUAUCCACCACCGACAUGACGUUCCAGCUCCUAGAAAACCUCCUCAUUGAGAGCAUGCUUUCCAGCCCUGAGCUGAUUCAGAAAUUAUGCACAGACAGCCCUCUGAAGCAGAUAACCAUCCAGAAAAUCCCCCAAAUCAGCCACUUUCUUAGCACACCAGAUUCAUUAAUACUGGAGCUUGCUAGGAGUCCAGUGACUGUGCGGGAAAUAAUGAGGAACCCCAAAGACACGGAGAGCUGCCUAGGAAGCCUCUUGGGUGGAGAUAACCCUUUGCAGCUAGGGAAUGCUGAAAACCAGGGUUUGAGGCAGAGGGCCACCCUGAAGCAGCCAGGAGGCCAACUCUUUGCUCCUUUCAGAAGCUGCUCUUCCAGAGACAGCAACCAAAGUGUUUUGAAUGCAGAAAUUAGGGAGCCCUUUCUAAAGGCUCAUCCUCUGCAGCCCAACUCCCACAGCAAUGUCAGCAAUGUUCUGAGGACCCCAGGAUGUGCUGGCCCUGGGUUAGCUGUGAGACCUGAAGAAGGGUCUAGUGUAGUCAUGCUCGUAGCUGUAAGAAGGCUCUUGGAGCAGAUCAUCAAGCAGAUUUUGCAGGACAUCCUAUUUUCCCUUAGUGGGAGGGGCAGAGGGCACUUGCCAAGCCAGCAACCUGACACUGCUGCAAAGCAGCUUCAGAAUGCCCCAGCGGUGGGGAAGACUCCUCAAAGGCAGCCACAACAGCAAGUCUGGACCUCAGAGGCGCCAGGUACAAAACCGGGCUCCCAAGGAAUGCAAGUUCUGGUUCAGGUCCUGCAGACGCUGCAGAAACUGGCAGCAGAAGCAGGAGUGACACCGCAGCUCGUAUGCCUUUUGGAGGGGCUGGUGAGCCUCAGCGAUGCAGGGGGGACAGGGCUCCCCAUCUCCGGGCUCUGCAAGAUCUCCUGCCCCGCUUCAGGAGCUCAGAGCCAGCAGGUGCAGAUGCAACAGCACCAGACCCCUAACUGA
Dromaius novaehollandiae (emu) is the source of this 1422-nucleotide messenger RNA. Its product is annotated as ubiquilin-1-like. Gene Ontology annotation, molecular function: polyubiquitin modification-dependent protein binding. The coding region runs from base 1 to 1422 and encodes 473 amino acids. The transcript has a single exon. The record is from RefSeq and is a predicted model, not a curated record. Gene Ontology annotation, biological process: ubiquitin-dependent protein catabolic process. Lineage: Eukaryota; Metazoa; Chordata; Aves; Casuariiformes; Dromaiidae. Gene Ontology annotation, cellular component: cytosol.